Cylindrotheca closterium is the source of this 2370-nucleotide messenger RNA. NCBI's taxonomy places the organism in Eukaryota, Bacillariophyta, Bacillariophyceae, Bacillariales, Bacillariaceae. The record is from the annotation of a GenBank genome assembly.
AUGAACGGAGUAGUCAAAAUACCGCUGACGAGACGCCGGUCCAACACCUCAGUUGGAUCUUCGGGUUCUCAAGAAUCUGAUCACAGUCUUUCUCAUCCCAAUGUUGGGACAACCUCUAAUGCACUCCAACCUCCCAUAUUAGUAUACCAUGAGAGUGCACGUUCCAUCGUCUUUCGGGAUCAUUUGAGAAGAACAGCUGAUAUCGAACAGAGUGAAGGCGGAUAUGCUGCAAGUAGCUCCCCGGAGCCGUCGCCUACAAACAACAAUCUAGAAACCAAAGCUGAUCACGAGCAUUUUGAAGAAGACUAUUCCAUGGAACUCUCUGUUAUGAAUGCUCUUUUUGGUGGUUCUGGAUCGGGAGGACUUAUGAGUGAGCGCAUUACCAUACAAGGAUUCACUCCCAACAUUGUCCCGCUGCCUCUUUUGGAAUUAGGACCCAAUGAUGAGUUUUUGCCGCUAUUGGACUCCCAUGAUCGAAACCUUUGGACAUCAGCGGAGCGAGAAGUUGUGGAUCUGCUUGACUCUCAAUGCGCCGUGGUCAAGACUAUCAAGAACAACGAUUGGACAGACUUCCUUCAUCGAUUCAAGUCACCUCAUCCUCCAAAAGGUCAAUAUCCGGAUGAUCACAACGACAUUCCUCCGAAUGGAGAUUACAAAUUCAAUAGUUUCGUUACCAGUACAACGCUGCUACCAGCGGGUGGAAAGAAGAUGAGAUGUUAUGGAGCUGCAGCUGUCUAUACAUCCGGUAUCGUUUUUGCCCUUCCCAAGUUUCCAGAUGCCGAGGCAGAGAAUAAAAAAGUCGAAAGUACACGAACGUGGAGUUGGCCAUCGGGUUACUCGGCAAAGACUGAAUUCAAUGUCGAUUCGCGUGGAAACCUAAUCAAUGGUCGGCAAGAGGCCCUUGUUCCCUUAUCAACUUUACGUGAAUACAACAAUGACUAUUUGACAAAAGAAGACUAUAUGAUUGCUGGACGUGUGGUGAAAGGGGGUCUCCAAACGGUGCCAUACAACGAAGCUUUUGUUCGUGUUGGUGGGGUAGGACGUCUAGUAAAUGGAAAAGAUGUCGCCAGCGGCCUUGAUACCAGACGGUCGCUGGAGAAGGGGGUUGGACUACCAGUGGCGCUAUUUGUGCGGACUGCAACAUUUGGUCAUUUGAUUUCGCUUCUUCGGACGAGAGCCAGGUUAAUGCAUGUUUGGGGCCAAGCACAGAUUCAAGAUAUACCAUUGCUGUACAUAUCUCCCGCGCAAGGUAUCCGUGUGCUCACUGCAAAGUUACAGCACGAACUACUGCAAAUUGCUUCCCGGGGUCUCAAUCCCUUCCAGAAUCCUCUUUUGCACAAAACAACCAUUGAUAACACAGAUGAAAAGCAGCUCGAAACAAAGUUAGAAGAACUGAUUGAUCUUGAUGGCUCCAUUCGCGAGAUGCUUACUCCUGGGGAAUGCGUCCGUCUCGCUGGUGGAUUUGGUGCCACCGACGAAAGUAUUGCCCAAAUUCUAAAUGAUGCAAUGAUUCAAGAUAAGAACAGUCAGUUGGCUGGAGAACUUAAAUCUGAAUCACAUCGACUCCAAGAUAUUGUCAAUGAAGGACUUGCACAUGCGGUUCGAAGUGGUGACUAUUACACCUCUCGGCAACUUCUGAUCCUAUAUACUUUAGUAGCUUCAGAGGGACAUCAAAUGGAUGCAGAUGAAAAACCCAAAGUAGCUACGUUGACCGAAAGUGGCCCAGAAGCGAAUAUUCUAACGAGGACAAUGUCUUUGGAUUCGGGGGCUCUGCUGCUGAAGCGACAAGCGCAGUCUUUUGGUCUCACAAUCAACGCAGAAAAUUCAAUACUCCCGCCCCGCCCACCUCCCCCACCACUUGAUACAGAUCGACUUCGUAGUGCGACCAAUUCAGAUGGUCUACUUGCAGUCCUUGGAGCGGCGCAAGUUCUCAAAUCAAUGCGUGACGGAAGCGCUAAGCGCCAUACCGAGGAGAGCUUCCUUGCAGUUGAAGAGUGGUGCGAAUAUGCAGAACAAUCAAUGGCUUUCCGUCUCGCUUCUUGGAGAGACCAGCGGGCGGCCCAAGGUGAUCUUAAGAUCGCUUUCCAGAAAGACAGCAGCUUCAUGGCAUUUGUUAGCAAUAAAGCUAUCUCGAACAGGAAAUCGUUUGCCAAACAGCUCCGUGACGCAGCCAAACAGACCGAUUUUAGCGAUGUGCGAUUCCUUACAGCUAUAUUUGAGAUGAUAAGCAAGAUGCACUCUCCGUGUCUUCGACUCGAGCUCUUGCAAUUUGUUCUCGGUCUUGACAACCGAUAUUCCAUUGCUCAUGUCAAACGGUCCGUAGAACUUGCUGCGACUUGUCUUUCAAUCUCGGCAAGCACAACAGUAUAA